Messenger RNA from Selaginella moellendorffii, 2216 nucleotides. RefSeq names its product cell division control protein 48 homolog C. The coding region runs from base 33 to 2090 and encodes 685 amino acids. The transcript has 8 exons. NCBI's taxonomy places the organism in Eukaryota, Viridiplantae, Streptophyta, Lycopodiopsida, Selaginellales, Selaginellaceae. The record is from RefSeq and is a predicted model, not a curated record. Gene Ontology annotation, cellular component: nucleus. Gene Ontology annotation, biological process: ribosome biogenesis. Gene Ontology annotation, molecular function: RNA binding; preribosome binding; ATP hydrolysis activity.
AUCUUGGCGGGCCUAGGUUUAGGGUUUAUGCGAUGAGCAUCGAUAGGGGAUUGCUCCUGCGCAUCCGGGAGUACGCCAGCAACGGCGAUCUCCAUCUCGGCCUCUCCGACUCGCGCAUCGCAGCGCUGGUGGAGCGCCUCCGCGUGGAUCAUGCCGAGUACCGCCGCAAGAGGUAUGAUCCCUUCUGCGUCUUCGUCAUCCGCCAUGUCAAUCACAUUCUCGCCGGCGCCGCCUCGCAGCAAGCUAGGAAGAGGAAGAGGGCUGAGCUUGUCGGCCACGGCAGUGAUCUUCUCAAUCGGGGAUUGCGUGCUUCUUACAAGGGGAAUAAUGAGAAGGAGCUAGAGAAUAGGAAUGAGCGUGGCUUGGAAAAGAAAGGGGAAGAAGAAGCUAUCGACAAAGGUGGUAGUGUGGCAGCAGCAGCAGCAGCAGUGACUCCCGAGAAUGUGAAGUUUGAGAAUUUUGGGGGACUCGAGGAGAGGGUGCUGGAGCCGAUUUACCGCUGCAUCUAUCGUCUUCACAAUCCGCAUUCUUUUCCUCGACAGAAAAGUGUGAGCGGAAUUCUCUUGCACGGUCCGCCGGGAUGUGGGAAAACUUUACUGGCUUACGCGAUCGCAAACGAGGCAGAGGUUCCGAUUCGCAAAGUAGCACCAGCCGAGCUUUCUUCCGGUGCAGCUAUCAGGUCCAUCUUCGCAGAUGUGGCUACUCUUGCGAGAUGCGUGUUGCUUCUGGACGAGAUCGAUGCGGUUGCUAUGAAACGAGAUGCUGCGAGGAAGGAUGUGGAUAGCCGUAGCUUGACGCAGUUGAUGACUUGCAUAGACGGGCUGAACCAUUUGUGGGACGCGAGCAGGCAGUGUGCUGGACAUGUUAUCAUAGUAGGGACGACAAACCGGCUGGAAGAUAUUGAUCCAGCUCUCAGACGCUCUGGCAGGCUCACCAUAGAGAUCGCUCUCAAUGCACCCGACGAGCAGGCCAGGAAACAGAUACUUUCGGUGCUGACUCGCGACACACUUAUAGAAGGCUCCCGGGACUUCACUGGAGUUGCAAAAAGAACCAGAGGCUUUGUUGCAGCGGAUCUUUUCGAGCUGACACAACAGGCAUCAUUCAUAGCGGAGCAGCGCAGGAAUGCAAGCCUUCGUAGUGCGGACGAGAAGGAGCCGUGGUGGAAGUUUGUCAACACGGUGAAAGAGGAGCCGGCCACUGUGAUGGAGGAUUAUGAGGCUGCUGCAUCUCAAGUUCAAGGUUCUAUGACACGAGAAGGCUUUUCAUCUCGUCCUAACAUCAGCUGGGAAGACGUUGGAGGUCUCAACAAGGUUGUUGAAGAGCUCAAGAGCUGCAUUUCGAGAUGUAUCACGCCUUCGGAAAUGUGUAAGAAACUCGGAGUGCGCACCUCGGCUGGAUUCUUACUGCACGGGCCUCCUGGCUGUGGCAAAACACUGAUUGCAAAGGCAGCGGCAAGCUAUGCCGAAGCAAACUUCAUAAGUGUCAAGGGGCCUGAGCUAUUACGCAAGUAUCUUGGAGAUAGCGAAGAACAAGUCCGUAUACUCUUUAGGCGCGCUCGAGAGUGCAGUCCGUGUGUUAUCUGCCUUGAUGAGGUGGAUUCUUUGUGUCCAAAACGAGGGACUGAUGGAAACACCGCUGUGGAUCGUGUUGUGAACCAAUUUUUGGUGGAGAUGGAUGGUUUGCAAGAGUUGAAUGGUGUGAUUGUCAUUGCUACUACGAACAGGAUUGAGGCAGUGGACGAGGCUUUCCUUCGUCCGGGACGCCUUGGCCACCACGUCCGAAUUCCUCUUCCCGAUGAAGAGGCUCGCGUGUCCAUCCUGAAAGCUCUCACGCACAAGAGGCCUUUGGCAGCUGAAGUUGAUCUGGCCAAGCUCGCAACAUCAGCUCAGCUCGAAGGCUUGAGCGGGAGUCAUCUCUCCGAGCUCGUUGAGCAAGCUUGCAUUGCGGCCGUGGACGAAGGCACGGCUGAAAUCUGCCAGCAUCACUUUGAGACGGCGCGCGAGAAAUUGGGGAAGCGUUUAGCCAGAGUUCCAAGCGUCGAUAAUAAUCGAAGGUGUUCCCACGGUUCUACAGUCGUGACGGCACCAUGACCAAUAGCGAGUCUCAAAUUUUUUUUCGGCCACUAGGUACUGAAAAGAUUUUUGUAACGCUGGCCGUGCAUUGUCUCGUUGAAUUUACAUUUCUUUUGAGCGAGCCGAUCGCUGCUAAACUACCAA